AUGAAAGGCAAAAGCAACAAAGGCAAAAAGUUGGCAGAGAAGGAUGAGCUUCCAUCAGACGACGAGAUCGAAAAAUUCCACAAGCUCAAGGAUAAGAUGAGCCUCAACCCAUCAGACGAUGAUAGCAGCGCCGAGGAGGAAGGCAAUUCGGAGGAGGAGGCUGUGUACAAUCUGAGUGAGGAAAGUGAGGACGAUGACGAAGAAGAAGACGAGGAUGACGAGGAUGCUACAGGACGCCUUGCGGAACGUGCAGUCAAGAAGCAGGAGAAGCGGCUGCGGGCUAAGCUGCAGCUGCAGCAAGGCGAAGACGAGGACCUGGAUGAUCAGGAUGAGGAGGCAGAGGAGGAUGAGAGGCUGUGGGGCGCCAAGAAGAGAGCCUACUACGAUGCUGACGAACAGACGGAUGAUGAGGAUGCUCUGAGGGAUGAGGGCGAGGAGGCGCUGCGGCUGCAGAGGCAGGCGGCAGAAGCCCUGCAGGCCGAGGACUUUGAGCAGGUCAGCGAGCCAGAGACCAGCGACGAAGAGGAGGAAGAUGACGGCAUCGAGACCCUCGGCAAGAUGGCGGCCAAUGGGGCGCAGAGGGGCGCGGUGCAGGUGGAGGAGGUGGAGAAGGAUUUGGGGGCGCUGACGACGGAGCAGCAGCGCGCGGCGGUGAUGGCCGACGCGCCCGAGCUGGCAGCGCUGCUGGCCGACCUGCAGUCCAGCCUCGCCGAAGUGCGCAGCCGCGUCGGGCCCCUGCUCAAGGAGGUGAGGGCGGGGCAACUGGCGACGGUGGAGGGUGUCUCCUAUCUGGAGGCCAAGCACCUGCUGCUGCUGCACUACUGCAUCCACCUGGUCUUCUACUUCCUGCUCAAGGCGGAGGGACGCCCCGUGGCGGACCACCCCGUCAUCGGCCGCCUCGUGGAGAUCCGCGCCUUCCUCGACCGCGCGCGGCCCAUCGACAAGCGCCUCCGCUACCAGAUGGACAAGCUCCUCGCCGCCGCCUCCGCCAUCCAGUCCACAAAGGAUGCCGGCGAGGAUAAGGGGGCGGAGGACGACCCGCUGCGCUACGGACCGCGUCCGGAGGACCUCGUGCCGCGCGUCGGCGCCGCAGGCGCCGCGGCCGGCGACGGUGUCUACCGGCCGCCCAAGCUCAACCCCGCAGCCAUGCAGGAGGACCCGGACAAGAACUAUGGGCGCAAGGAGCGCAGGCGCGCGGAGGAGAUCAACCGGCGCGCGGCUCGCAGCGAGCUCUUUCAGGAGCUCGUGCAGGAGGUGGAGGGCGCCCCAGAGGAGCUGCGGGCGUCGGUGCUGCCGGGAGAGGACACGGCGGCGAUGAAGCGGCAGAGGGCGCAUCUGAGCGCGCGUGCAGCGGUAGAGGAGGACAUGAUGCAGCGCGUGCAGCUGAGCAAGGAGGAGCGCCGGCGGCUGAAGGGCGCGCGCCGAUCCGCGCUCUCCGGCGGCGCCAUGCUCGAUGACCUCGCCGACGACGUCGCCGGCAUCGCGGCGGAUGGCAUUGAUCCCGCCUUCCAGAGCGCGCGCGUUUCGCAGAAGUUCGGCGCUGACCUGUCGGCCGCCGCCGGUCGCAGCGUGCGAUCCGGGGACGCUGACCUGCCUGUCAAGGCCCCGCUGCACGAGCGCCGCGCCCGCCUGGACACUACUCCUUAUGCUGAGGUUCCCAUGUCAUUUGUGAAGGUGCGGGCCAAGCAAGCGGCGACCAGGGACAUGGACAUGGAUGAGGACGAUGACAUGCCGGCAGAGUUCGUGAGUGGCGGUGCCGCCAAGAAGCGCGGGCGCCAGGAGGAGGAUGUCGACGAAGAUGAAGAUGACGGCUUCUAUGCGCAGGCCGCCGCCGCUGCGCAGCAAAAGAAGGCGGCGCGCAAGGACAAGUAUGCGGCCGCGGCGUCAUUCCCGCCACUGCCGGAUGAGACUGUGGAGGGCGCUCGCCCCAUCAAUCGCAGCGUGGAGAAGAACCGCGGCCUCACGCCCCACAGGCGCAAGGACAUCAAGAACCCGCGCGUCAGGCAGAAGAAGCGGUUCGACAAGAAGAGCAAGGCGCGGCGUGGGCAGGUGCAGGAGGGCCGCGCGCAGGUGGGCUCCUACGGCGGAGAGGCCACCGGCAUCAAGGCAGGCGUCUCCAAGAGCCGGCGCUUCUGA
This is a messenger RNA of Coccomyxa subellipsoidea C-169, 2136 nucleotides long. RefSeq lists its product as hypothetical. Gene Ontology annotation, biological process: maturation of SSU-rRNA from tricistronic rRNA transcript (SSU-rRNA, 5.8S rRNA, LSU-rRNA). The record is from RefSeq and is a predicted model, not a curated record. Lineage: Eukaryota; Viridiplantae; Chlorophyta; Trebouxiophyceae; Coccomyxaceae. The coding region runs from base 1 to 2136 and encodes 711 amino acids. The transcript is spliced from 12 exons. Gene Ontology annotation, cellular component: nucleolus; small-subunit processome.